Molecule: messenger RNA, 474 nt
Organism: Diprion similis
Lineage: Eukaryota; Metazoa; Arthropoda; Insecta; Hymenoptera; Diprionidae
Product: odorant receptor 46a-like
Exons: 4
Coding region: 1-474 (157 amino acids)
Biological process (GO): sensory perception of smell; detection of chemical stimulus involved in sensory perception of smell
Cellular component (GO): plasma membrane
Molecular function (GO): odorant binding; olfactory receptor activity
Source: RefSeq, a predicted model, not a curated record
AUGGCAAGGACAGGUUCAACGAGCUUUAUUAACGUUCGUACAAUUUUCAGUUUUGCGGACAAAAUGUCGAUACCUGUGAGGCGUAUGGCUUGUCAGGUAGCAGCAAGCAACUUGGCAGCCGUUGUGUUCGGAGGACUGGUGUUCGCUUACUGGAGGUCAUUUUCAUUAGUCGACUUCUUCAUGUUGGUUCUCUUCAUGUUCUUCGCCUUGACUCAGCUGUUUUUGUACGCUUGGCCUGCUGACCACUUAAUUCAAUCGAGCCUACGAGUAUCAGAAACCGUUUUGCAUAGCCAGUGGAUGGGAAAAUCGCCGCAGACGCGCAAGUUGUUACUCUUCAUGAUGCAGAGGGCCACUCAGCCAUUAGUCAUCAAAGUGGACGGCCUACUUCCGGGUUUGAAUCUGGAAAUGUUUGGAAGUGCGUUGUCGACUAGUUUCUCGUACAUCGCAACGCUGCUAACUAUUUUCGGCAACUGA